AUGGAAAGGAAGCUUUGUUCUCAAACAUUUCUAGCAGAAAAAGCCACUGCAGAUACCUGUCAAUCUAUUCAGCAUUUAUUUGGGAUUCCAGCUGAACUGAUGAAGGCUUCCUCUGCCAGAGAAGGGUCCAGUUACUAUUUCUCAGCCUUCAGUGGUCGAAAACUAACUGAGAGACAUACUUCAUGUUACAUUCAUAUGAAAAUAAUGGCCUUAAAAAUGUGGACACGCGGCUCCACAUCUUCCAUAAUACAGCAAUACUCUGGGAUGAGAGUGGGAAUAAAGAAAACAAGCUCAAGGUUCAGUGGUAUAUCCCAAGAAGUCAUUCAGCCUAUGCCUGUCACAUGUGCAGGGGGCCAGCUUCCUGUCCUGGUAAAGUCAGAGUCUUCCAUCAGCAUAUUUUACAACAGAGAAGACCUUGUUCCAGUGGAAGAAAGUGAGAACUCACAGAGUGAUUCCCAAACAAGGAUUUUUGAGUCCGAACACUCCCUCAAGCCAAAUUAUCUUCCCCAGAGUGACUUCUCAGAACAGCUCCAGUUGCUACAAGAUUUGCAGCUAAAAAUAGCAGCAAAACUCUUAAGGAGUCAAAUACCCCCCGAUGUGCCUCCACCUCUAGCUUCAGGUCUAGUCCUAACACCCAUCUGCCUACAUUGUGGCCGAUGUUCAGGAUUUAACUGCCAUCAUAAAUUACAGACCACUUUGGGGCCUUAUCUUCUGAUCUAUCCACAGCUCCACCUUGUAAGCACUCCUGAAGGCCAUGGUGAGAUUCGGUUGCACCUUGGCUUUAGGCUGCGAACCAGGAAAAGACCCCAAGUCUCAAAGUAUCAUGAAAGAGAUAGACCCGUCAUACGGAGAAGAACUAUGUCACCAUCACAAAGGAAAGCUAAAAUCCAUACUCAAGCUUCCAAGAGUCCUGCUUCCACAAUAGAUUUGCAAUCUGGGUCCUCCCGGUCCCCUGCUCCUGUACAAGUCUACCUCAGAAGACAACGCAGCAGCCCUGACCUGGAAGAAAAGACAAUAAUUAGAGCACCUAGACACUAUGAAUCCACUCAGGUUCACACCCUAUCAGAGAGCGACUCUGAAAGCACUCAGAAUGAGGAACGGGCUAAAGUGAGAACCAAAAAGGCCUCUGGUUCAAAAUAUCCAAUGAAGAGAAUGACCAAGGGACUUAGAAAACACAGAAAGUUCUACACAAACAGUAGAACCACAAUAGAGAGCCCCUCUAGGGAAUCACCAGCCCAUUUAAGAAGGAAGACGAUUGGAGCAGCUCAGACAAGUACUGCCUCCUUAAAAAGACAACCUAAGAAACCUUCCCAACCCAAGUUCAUGCAACUGCUUUUUCAGGGCAUAAAGCAGGCAUUCCAAACAGCAUACAGAGUUUUAGCUUUUGCUGGGCAGAAGCCUGGGGACAGGACAAUCCCAGACAAUUUGUGGGCAAGCAAAAACUAUUAUCCAAAGCGAAAUGCCAGGGAUUACUGCUUACCCAGCAAUAUCAAAAGAGAGAGGAGGUCAGCUGACAAGCUAAGGUCAGCAGGCUCAACCGUGAAGCAGGACGACAUAUUGUGGGAAGGGACAGACCAGUGCAGUUCAGCUCAACCGCCAAGAAGACCUCACUCUUUCCAACCCAGACCUCUUCGACUGCCCAAGCCCACAGGUUCCCAAAGUGAUAUCACUUUCCAAGCUGCCUCAGUGGAGCAGCCUCUGGGAACUGUCCAAAAGGACAGUAGAAGCAGAUCAAAGAAAAAUGAAAUCUCCAGCCAGGAGUCUAAGAGCUUGCCCACACCAGGAACCAGAGUUCAGGCCCAAGGAAGAAAUCUACCUGGCUCCCCUGUGAAGAGAACCUGGCACCGACACCUUAAAAAGAAACUCACACACGAGGAGCAAAACCACCCCAGCUUCUAUAGGGAGAGAACCCCACCCAGUCCUUCUGAGAGAACCGGUCAUAACCGCUGUUGGAGAAACCAUCACAGUCCCUCUGACAGAUGCCAUUUCAGCUUCUUUCGGAGAAAACAUCGCAGUCCCCUGGAAAGGAGCCAUCACAGUCUCUCUGAAAGGGGCCUUCACAGUCCCUCUCAGAUAAAUCAUUGCAGUUCCUCUCAGAGGAGCCACCACAGUCCCUCAGAGAGGAGCCGUCACAGUCCCUCGGAUAGAUGUCCCACUCCCUCUUGGAGAAAUCAUCGCAGUCCCCUUGAGAGGAGUUGUCACAGUCUCUCUGAAAGGGGCCAUCACAGUCCCUCUGAGAGAAGCCAUUGCAGUCCAUCUCAGAGGAGCCAACAUAGUCCCUCUGAGAGAACCCAUCAGUCCUCUGAGAGGAGCCAACGCAGUCCCUUUGAGGGGAGAUGUCACAGGUCCUCUGAGAGGAGCCACUGCAGUUCCUGUUGA
Saimiri boliviensis boliviensis (Bolivian squirrel monkey) is the source of this 2379-nucleotide messenger RNA. RefSeq names its product spermatogenesis-associated protein 31H1-like. The record is from RefSeq and is a predicted model, not a curated record. Lineage: Eukaryota; Metazoa; Chordata; Mammalia; Primates; Cebidae.